This is a messenger RNA of Rhodotorula graminis WP1, 1341 nucleotides long. RefSeq lists its product as uncharacterized. The record is from RefSeq and is a predicted model, not a curated record. The transcript is spliced from 3 exons. The coding region runs from base 1 to 1287 and encodes 428 amino acids. Lineage: Eukaryota; Fungi; Basidiomycota; Microbotryomycetes; Sporidiobolales; Sporidiobolaceae.
AUGAACUUGAACGGCCUCCAUUUCCCGCGACCGGCCGACCCAAACUCGCUCCCCGCUCUCCCCUCGACCUCGUCGUCGUCCACCUCGCACCCACCUCCCACCAGCGCCGCCCUCCAGUCGCGCUCGUACGCCUCGCAGCGCCAAGAGGCCCGCACCCUCCGACAGGACCGCCGCAAGUCGCCCUUUGUCCCGCGCACCUCGCACGCCUCGACCCCGCACUCGCUCGCCCUCCUCUCGCACGCCCAGCUCGAGGACCGCCUCGAGCGCACCACCCGCCUCCUCGACACUGGCGGCGCCGCUCAGCUCCCCGGCGGCGACGCCCGCCUCCGAGACCAGCACGACCGCAUCCUCGCCCGCCUCGCCCACCUGCGCGACCUCGACCAGAUCCGCAACGACCUCGCCGACACCCACCUCGACGGCCCACUCGUGCCCGCACCCGAUGCCAUGCUCGACGUCAAAGUCGCACCCACGCCAGUCGACGACGAGGCCGCGAGCCCGAGCGCCAAACGCCGCAUCGCCGCCGCCGCCUUUCUCAAGAACUCGGGCCCGACGCCCGGCUCGUCCUCGUCGGCCUCGCCGUCCGGCACGGCCGCCCUCUCGCUGCACGACUCGCUCGCGCUUCAGCGUCGCGCUGCCGCCCUCGACCGCGCGCGUGCCGAGCGACGCGCGCUACGCGCUGCGGCGAUCGGGGCUCCUGGUGGGGCCGCGACGGGCAAGGGCAAGGGCGUUGCGAGCACGGGCGACGAGCUCGACCCGGACGACGACGGAGGCAUGUUUGGCGGCAUCCUUUUUCCGACCGGCAACGACACGGACGACUCGCUGUCCGAGUCCGAGGCCGACGACUGGCUCCGGGCGCUCGCAGGCGCUCGAGGGCCGGCAGGCCAGGGCGGCGCCGGGGCGGCGCCGGCUCGAGCGGGAGCGGGGGCAGGAAAGUCGGGCGAGACGACGGUGGUGGGGCGAGGGAAACGAGGGAAGGGAGGACGAGCGCGAGCGGGAGCGCCCUCGUCGACGGGCCCAAACUCGGCCUCGGCCUCGGGCCUGUCGACGCCCUCUCGCGGCGGCGCCUUUCUCGACCCUGACGACGACGACGACGACGAUGAUGAUGACGCGCUCCUCGGCGAGCUCGAGACGGCCGGCGGCGGCGGCGGUGGCGGCGGCGACGACGACAAGUACGACGAGGUCAACGGCGCCCUCCUCGACGACGACGAGGACGCGCAGCUCAACCCGCUGCGGACGGCCUACAUGCAAGGGUGGGAGCGCGCUGUCAAGGAGGAGCAGGAGGGCUAGAGCGAUACAGGGCGACGAGCAGGGAGGAGCUGCAACGACUAGGAGGAUUCCUGG